AUGGAUAGUAGGGCCACAACCACCAGCCUUCCUGAUGUGGAGAAUACCACUGUUGUGAUUGUUGGUGACUCUGGUGUUGGUAAAAGCUCGCUUGCUAAGCGAUACGUCCGGUUUGGUGCUCAUGGAUGUUUUCCUCGUUGGUUCACCAUCACUGUGAAUUAUAUUCAUAUCUCAUCCGUGAGAGUAGCCAUCGUAGUUUAUGAUAUCACUAAUCGUGCGUCCUUCAUGUCAAGUGGCCGAUGGAUCAAUAUCGUCCGGAAGGAAGGGGGUCCAGAUGUAGUUAUUUUGCUAGUUGGAAACAAGGAAGAACAAUCGGAUAGGCGAGCAUUCUCUACAUCCAGACAAGUCAAGAAGCAGGAAGCCAGUCGACUGGCUGCGGAAGUCAAUGCCAUCUUUUUUGAAACUUCUGCUAAGACUGGGCACAAUGUUGGAGGGUUGCUCAAGACGAUCGCCAAGUGUUCGUCAAGAAAUCCCGGAGAGAGGUUUACUCUGAUUAGGGACCAGUUUCAACCCGCUUUGGAUCAAUAUAUUCAGGCCUGCUUAGAGGCUCAAGUUGGUCUAUCCGAUGAAGUUCGGCUCAAUAACGCCCCGCAGCAUUUAGCCACUCUUAAUCGAAUAUCAAGUGAUAUUACAACACAUAUUCAAAGAUUGCAGGUCGCUCGAUCUACAGUUUAUCAAAACAGUAACAGUAUAUCCAGUAUUACCCCUAUCAACACACUCCCUUCAGGGCGGGGUUGUGAUGGAAAUCUUUCCGAAGCCAAGUAUCCCCCUUACCCUGAUGUUUUAUCCCAUGUCAGCUCCUUCUGGCGCCGUGUCGCGAUUGAUACUCCAUGUUUAUGGACACACAUUGACAUUGCGCUUGGAUAUCCUCUCAAUCGGGGUCUUUUUUCCCGCGCCAAAGUAUAUGCCGAUCGGGCUGGCCCACUUCCGCUAGAGAUUCAUAUCAUUGACAAAAAAGAAUCGAGAGAAUCUCAAAAUCACUCAUACCGUGACCGGAACAACGAAUUCGAAUUCCUGGAUUCCGCUUCAGUGCCUAUCAAAGUUCUGGAACUAGACUUAUACAUGCAUACUAACGACUCCCACGGUGAAAUCUAUUAUUCCAUUCUUGAAUACUUGUUUGCUCGAUGUAUACCGGGGGCUCUUACACAUUACAUUGUAAACAUGCUCCUUGCGAUACCGAGCGCCCAACUCAAAAAACUCUGGCUUCCCAUCUCAAUCAUACGGCUUAGUGCCCUAUGUCCACAUUGGGAAAGCAUAGCAUACCACGGUCUUGUGGAGUUGCACAUUGAUCAGGGAAUCCCAAAGAUAUCGGAAUCGCAGCUGGUUAGCAUUCUGCGAUCCAGUCCCAAGCUGCAAGUCUUCCAUCUCAAAAACAGUAUCCAAUUGCAAGGGUCGGUUGGCGACACAAACAUAGAGCGGGUGCUUUUGGAAGAUUUGCGUGACAUAAAUAUCGCGACCUGGGGCGAAGAAGAUGUAUAUUCUGUGGAGAUACUGCGAAGAAUUGUUCCUGGAAAAGCUCCCCUCCAACUAGCAUACCUCGGGGAAUCCAACAACGCACUGGUCGAUUUUUGCUCUCGGGCCAACGUAGUUUGCUUCUAUACCAGAUUCUGGGAGUCUAAACCUCUGCUGCCAUUACUCAAUCAGGUGCUUCAUCUUAGCACUUUGGUUUUAGAUGGGGCCCUCAGUACUGGGACGAUAUCCUCGCUUUUUGGGUUGGGCAAUAUUCAUGACAAUCAAAACAACCAGGAUAAUGCUGCCAGCCAUAACUUGAAGAACAUACUCCCUUCGACUACCCAGGUCAAUACAUUGUAUCUGCUGGGGUAUCAGACAUUCAAUUUCGAGGAGAUCGAAGCAGUCGUGAAGCUGUAUUCGGUUCAGAGACUAAUGAUCUACGGUGGUAAACUUUCCUACCAAACGGACGAUGGAAGGCUGGUGUCGAGAAAUCUAAGAAAUACCAGGGUGAAGCUAUCCAGUAUCAAUGCUUGUCCUAUUAUCGAGUACCAUCCCGAUUCCGAAGCGAUCGAGCGUGACGGAGAUGAUUGGAUCAUCGCUUCAUUGAGUUGA
Rhizoctonia solani is the source of this 2064-nucleotide messenger RNA. Its product is annotated as Ras domain-containing protein. The transcript is spliced from 6 exons. The coding region runs from base 1 to 2064 and encodes 687 amino acids. The record is from RefSeq and is a predicted model, not a curated record. NCBI's taxonomy places the organism in Eukaryota, Fungi, Basidiomycota, Agaricomycetes, Cantharellales, Ceratobasidiaceae. Gene Ontology annotation, molecular function: GTPase activity; GTP binding.